This is a messenger RNA of Blepharisma stoltei, 1607 nucleotides long. NCBI's taxonomy places the organism in Eukaryota, Ciliophora, Heterotrichea, Heterotrichida, Blepharismidae. The record is from the annotation of a GenBank genome assembly.
AUGUUUUUAUCAAUAUUUAGACAAAUCGAUGAAGAUGCCAACAAGUCGCAAGAGUUUUGGCACAAUCCAGAUGAGAGCGUAGCACAUCCUUCGGCCAGGAUUUUUUCCACAGAUAUUUUCUUGGCAUCAUUUAGACCAAAAAAAAUUUUUUUGCAUUUGUUCAUUAAAAACUAUUAUUUUUCGAAAAAAAAAUUGUCUUAGAAAAAGCCUCAAUCAAUUGGUGUCGACAAAAUGGCUUGAAGUAGAAUAACCCAGAGUAAAAGACAUGCAACGAUGAGAAAUCCCUAUCUGAUACAUCUUCAAACAAACUUCAUCAAGGUUACCUACUUAUGCCAAAUUCUGAAGGAAACCUAGUAUCCCAAUAUUUUAUACUGACAACUACUUCACUAUAUAAAUAUAAAGUAAACAGCAAUGAGAUAGAAUCAGUGUCAAAUAUCAGAUGGAAAAUCCUAGAAGCUUUUUUAGAAGCCAAUUCAUUAGAAACUAGAUCAGGCUUCAAGCUUUAUCAAAAUGAAAUUUUUCAGGAUUUUUAUACAGAAAACACUGAAGAGCUAGACCGUUGGGUUAACAUUUUAUCAAAAGUAUCGAUUUUAACUGAAGUAGAAGACGACUACGCAAUAAUAAAAACUCUAGGACAAGGUAGCUACGCAACAGUUUACCUAGUAGACGAUCUCGAUUCUUAUGACAACUACGCCCUCAAAUCAAUCGACAAAUCUUCGCUCUCAAAUAUGAAAGCAGUAUGGGCUGUUGCAAAUGAAAUAGAAAUCCUGCGAACAAUUGACCAUCAUAAUGUCACAAAGCUAUACAAAGUUUACGAGAGUAAGUCCCAUAUUCAUCUGAUAAUGGACUAUGCCCCAGGGACUAAUAUGCUUCAAAAAAUAUUUAAAGUUGAAUCUUUUUCUGAAAGAAAAGCAUCUGAAUUUCUAUUUGAACUGCUUCUGACCCUUAAUUAUCUUCAUUCAAAAAAUAUAGUUCACAGAGAUAUCAAAUUAGAAAAUAUAAUGAUUUGUUCAGAAAAUCCAGCGAAAUUUAAAUUAAUUGACUUUGGCUUGGCUGGAAUUUGUAAUGAAAAUGAUCAAACUUUACGCUGUGGAUCUCCUGGGUAUAUAGCACCAGAAAUAUUGAGAAAACAGACAUAUGGAGUGAAAAUUGAUUUAUUUGGGAUCGGUGUGUGCUUAUUUAUGCUUCUGUCUGGGAGAUCUCCUUUUCCAGGUAGGAAUACAAAAGAAAUUUUAAAAUCCAACAAACAAGGGAUUGUGUAUUUUUCACAAAAACAUUGGAAAAAAGUUUCAAAAGAUGCAGUCGACCUGGUAUUGAAAUUAUGCCAGCCAGAUCCUGACUUACGACUGUCAGCUAAGGAUGCGUUGAAUCACAAGUGGCUCAAGAGAGUCAAAAGAGGGUCAAGAGAAGGAGCAGCUAUAUCAAGAAAUCUACCUGAUAUCCCUAGAGUUAACCAUACUGCUGCUUUUUUGUAUGAUGAAGAAGUUAAAGAUGCUUCGCCAGUUAACAAAGAUGGAGUGAAUAAUAAACAAGUUCGGAGAUCUUCAUUUGGGUCAGAACCAGUUGUUGUGUCUAGGAAAGUUAUAGUUGCAAAAGAUAAUAGCUAA